This is a messenger RNA of Blastomyces dermatitidis ER-3, 1710 nucleotides long. Its product is annotated as MFS transporter. The record is from RefSeq and is a predicted model, not a curated record. Gene Ontology annotation, molecular function: transmembrane transporter activity. The coding region runs from base 1 to 1710 and encodes 569 amino acids. Gene Ontology annotation, biological process: transmembrane transport. Lineage: Eukaryota; Fungi; Ascomycota; Eurotiomycetes; Onygenales; Ajellomycetaceae. The transcript is spliced from 2 exons.
AUGCCAUCCACUCCGAAGCCACCGGACCGCCGGCGCUCGUCAGCACAGAUAUACCAUACAUUCUCUACUCCUCCGCCCAAAUCCCGAGGGCGGCCACUGUCUAGCGAGUCGAAUUUAUCUAGUCCCAAUGGUGAAGCAGAGUUUCUCAUCCCCGAAUCCCCGCUCCCUACCAGACAAAUGACAAUUCUCGCGGUUAUUGCCCUCUGCGAGCAGACCGCAUUCAACUCCAUAAGCCCCUACCUUCCGCACAUGGCAGCUUCAUUUCCGAAUGUAAGCCAUGGCCAAGUAGGGAUGUAUGUGGGUAUAAUCGCAUCUGCGUUUGCACUUGCGCAGUUUGUGACAAACUUCUUCUGGGGCUGGGCAUCAGAUCGCAUUGGCCGAAAACCGGUAAUUUUAUUGGGGACAAUUCUUAGUGCUGGUUGUUUCCUAGCCUUUGGGUUCUGCAGGACGCUAUGGCAAGCCAUUGUCGUUCAGGCCUUGAUGGGACUCGUCAAUGGGAACCAAGGUGUCGUUGCAACCUGCCUAGGCGAAAUUACAGACCGGACGAACCAGUCUCGUGCGUUUACAUACCUCCCAGUGAUUUAUGGACUUGGAGGAAUCACUGGACCGAUAAUUGGUGGCCUCCUCGUUUCAAAGGCCAGCCAAGUGAACAAAAAUUUUCCUUAUCUCACUCCCAACAUGGUCUCCGCCGCUAUCUUAACGGCAGACUUCGUCUUAGCAUAUAUAUUCCUGGAGGAAAGUCUUGAAAAUUCUACUACACUUCCUAAACUUGAGAAGAAGGUCCGCGAGUUGUUCACGUGGCUCUGGCAAUUCACAAGCUCGUCAAGACCAACAUACCUGCGGUCAUCCCGCCCGCGUCACCACAGCCGCAGCGCAACACGGCAGAGCUAUUCGUCGGUAUCAGAUGAAGAAACUGAUGCCGAUAUUUAUUCGUCCUCCGCGAGUCCGACCACCCCGCUAUUCCGUUCACCAAAUCUUUCAAAUGGGCUCGAACGGGAUGAAGUUUUCAAUAGAGAUACUAUCCUCUUACUUAUUACAUACUUGAUAUUUGCAUUGACGAAUGUGGCGUUCAACUCUCUUUACCCCAUCUUUGCUCAAGCGCCACCACCAACGGGUCGCCAACUCAAGCCAAGCGAGAUCGGACUCUCGCUCGCGUUUGCGGGUAUCGUCACGAUUGUGUUCCAGAUUUGCAUAUUUGGGAGACUUCGGGGUAAAAUGGGCAAUAAAUGGUCAUAUCGAGCCAGUCUGUUAGGAUUUGUUAUUUCAUUUGUCCUGAUGCCAUUUGUCGGGUAUAAAGAUGGUGCUGUUGUAGAUGGGAAAGUAUCUAAGAGCUCCAUCCUCCUCGCUAUUGAGCUAUGCACAGUUCUACUUGUGAAGACUGUAGCCACCGUCGGCGGCUUAACAAGCGCUCUUCUACUGAUCACCAACUCUGUCCCAAACAACCAAGUAUUAGGCUCUCUAAAUGGGCUUGCUCAGACCCUAUCCGCUGCAGGGCGGACUGUAGGACCGUUUCUAUCCGGAAGCCUCUUCACCCUCGCAACCCGAAUCAAACCCAAAGGCGAAGCGAUGGCCUUUGGUGUUUUCGGCGGUGUAGCGUUCAUCGGAUUCCUGCUAAGUUUCGGCAUUAGAGGUACCAAGCUUGAAGCCCAUGGAUUUUUCGACAAUGACAGCGACGACCACUAUAAAUCCGAUGAUGACGAAAGCCCAUGA